Lachnellula hyalina is the source of this 1647-nucleotide messenger RNA. RefSeq names its product T-complex protein subunit epsilon (gene cct5). Lineage: Eukaryota; Fungi; Ascomycota; Leotiomycetes; Helotiales; Lachnaceae. The transcript is spliced from 5 exons. Gene Ontology annotation, biological process: protein folding. The coding region runs from base 1 to 1647 and encodes 548 amino acids. The record is from RefSeq and is a predicted model, not a curated record. Gene Ontology annotation, cellular component: chaperonin-containing T-complex. Gene Ontology annotation, molecular function: ATP-dependent protein folding chaperone; ATP binding; ATP hydrolysis activity.
AUGGCCAUGAAUAUCGAUAUGUCCCAGGCUUCGGUGGUGAAAGAUGAGCAAGGACGACCUUUCAUCGUUGUUCGAGACCAAGGCAAGAAGAAGAGACAACAUGGCAACGAUGCUGUCAAGUCGCAUAUCCUCGCUGCGAGAACGGUUGCCAACAUCGUCAAAUCCUCAUUAGGCCCACGAGGGCUCGACAAAAUCCUGAUCUCCCCUGACGGAGACAUCACGGUUACAAAUGAUGGAGCUACUAUCUUAAGUCAAAUGGAGAUCCAGAAUCAUGUAGCGAAGCUUCUAGUCGAACUCUCGAAAUCACAGGACGACGAAAUAGGAGACGGUACAACAGGUGUGGUAGUUUUGGCUGGAGCGUUAUUAGAGCAGGCGGCAGAGCUCAUCGAUAAGGGAAUCCACCCUAUCCGGAUAGCAGAUGGUUACGAUCAAGCUUGUGACAUUGCUGUCUCUGAACUGGACAAGAUCGCAGAUACCAUCGAGUUCACGAAGACGCACAAAGAGAACUUGGUCAAGGUGGCAAGAACCAGUCUGGGCAGCAAGAUCGUUUCCAAGGCUCAUGAUCAGUUCGCCAACAUUGCGGUGGAUGCCAUUCUCUCUGUUGCUGAUCUCGACCGCAAGGAUGUUGAUUUUGAUUUGAUCAAGGUUGAUGGAAAGGUUGGAGGCUCACUCGAGGAUUCGUUGCUGGUGCAGGGUGUUAUUGUUGACAAAGACUUUUCCCACCCCCAAAUGCCAGAUGAAGUUCGAGACGCUAAGAUCGCCAUCCUGACUUGUGCCUUUGAGCCACCGAAGCCAAAGACAAAGCACAAGCUCGAUAUUACAAGUGUGGAGGAGUUCAAGAAGCUCCAGACCUACGAGAGGGAGAAGUUUGAGGAGAUGAUCAAGCAGAUCAAGGACACCGGUGCGAAUCUUGUUAUUUGCCAAUGGGGUUUCGACGAUGAGGCAAACCAUCUUCUGCUCCAAAAUAAGCUUCCAGCAGUCAGGUGGGUAGGAGGACCCGAAAUCGAAUUGAUUGCUAUUGCUACGAAUGGACGAAUCGUACCAAGAUUCGAAGACCUUUCAACAGCAAAGCUUGGUAAGGCAGGAAUUGUUAGAGAGAUGAGUUUUGGAACCACAAGGGAGAAAAUGUUGGUAAUCGAGGAGUGUGCAAACACCAGGGCUGUCACAGUCUUUGUCAGAGGAAGCAAUAAGAUGAUUAUAGAUGAAGCCAAACGCUCUCUUCACGAUGCUCUUUGCGUCGUCCGAAAUCUUGUCCGAGACAACCGCGUUGUGUAUGGUGGUGGUGCCGCAGAAAUUGCCUGUUCCCUCGCAGUCGAAGACGCUGCAGUCAAGUCACCUGGCCUUGAGCAAUAUGCUAUGCGUGCUUUCGCCGAUGCCCUCGAUGCAAUCCCAAUGGCCUUGGCAGAGAACUCGGGACUCUCACCAAUCGAAAGUCUCGCCAGCAUCAAGAGUCGUCAAGUUACCGAGAAAAAUACGAGAUUAGGAGUUGACUGCAUGCAGACUGGAAGCAACGACAUGAGGGAUAACUUUGUCAUUGAUCCCUUGAUUGGAAAGAGACAACAGCUGAUGCUGGCGACUCAACUCUGUCGGAUGGUAUUGAAGGUCAAUAAUGUGAUUAUAUCGGGGGGUGAAGAAAAUGAAUUCUAA